CGUACGCGUCAUGAGUCGGAGGCCUAACGUUUAAACCGCCCCCUUUGCUCUCUCUUUUUCUCUCCUCCUAUAUAAACAACUCUCAUCGUUCCCGGCGAUUUCACAACUCUGAAAAAAAGCGAGAACAAAUAAUCGCCAAAUAAUCGCGAAACGCUUGGAAGGAAAAGAGAGAGUGUAAGAAAAAUCGAGAGAGUUUGGAUGGUUGCAGAGAAGAAGGAGGCGGCGGCGGGGAUGGAGUCAAUGGCGAUGGGGUCGGGGGGUGGGAGAUCGAAGCCGCCGCUGCACAAUUUCACGCUGCCGUGUGGGCUCAAGUGGGGGAAUCAGAAGUUUUUGAGGUGCGCUAAGCUCGAAUCCGACGGGGAAAUCGGUCCCGUCGCUCAGCGCCGCUCGUCGGAGCAGUUGAUCGGGAAGCGGAGGUCGUUGGAGAGGCGGGUCGGGUCGGAGGAGCGGGUCGGGAAUUUCGGGGCGGGCGUGGAAGACGGGAUCGCCGCCGUGAGGAAGAAGCUGAUGAAUGAUCUCCAAGCGGAGACGGAUAAGAUGAAAAACGCGAUUUUGAGAACGGGCUUGGCGGAUGAGGAGGAGGAAGAGGAAGUUCCGCCGGCGCCGGCGCCGCCGCGUCCGGCGGCGGAACCGGCUGAGCAACGCUCUCCGCCGGAAACCACAACUGAUGCAACGGACUCCGCCCGCCGCUGGAACUUGCGGGCCCGCCGCUCGGGAACUAAACACCCUAACGGAUUCUCCGCUUUUCCCGGCGAAUCGAACCCCGGUUUGAAGAUCGAUGUAACAAUCUCCGCCGCCGCAGGCGGCGGCGGCGGCGCCACCGUCGCAGGUUCCUCCAGCGGCGAGAAGCGGGACAGAGCGAAAUUCUCCCUCGCUCUCUCCCGGCGAGAGAUCGAGGAAGAUUUCGCGGCGAUUAUCCAUCACAGACCCCCUCGCCGCCCCAAGAAACGAGCUAAAUAUGUUCAGAAAAAUUUGGAUACUCUAUUCCCUGGAUUGUGGCUGACAGAAAUCACACCUGACCUCUACAAAGUUCCUGAAGAUCAGUAGAAAGAAAACAAAAAGAUUGAUGGGAGGGCUGAGCUUCAUCCAGUUCCAGGUUGCAAAUUCUAAUUCUUCAUUUAGUUAUGAUUACAUUUGUUAAUAGUCUUUUCGUUAGUUACUCUGUGUUCAUCAGAUGUUCAUCAGAAUUAAGUUAAUGUUGUUAGCUUGGAAGACAGUUGUUCAUAAUGCAAGCCUCAGUUUGAUUUUUCCACA
Molecule: messenger RNA, 1254 nt
Organism: Ipomoea triloba (trilobed morning glory)
Lineage: Eukaryota; Viridiplantae; Streptophyta; Magnoliopsida; Solanales; Convolvulaceae
Exons: 3
Coding region: 199-1047 (282 amino acids)
Source: RefSeq, a predicted model, not a curated record